This is a messenger RNA of Laetiporus sulphureus 93-53, 780 nucleotides long. RefSeq lists its product as uncharacterized. The record is from RefSeq and is a predicted model, not a curated record. NCBI's taxonomy places the organism in Eukaryota, Fungi, Basidiomycota, Agaricomycetes, Polyporales, Laetiporaceae. Bases 1 to 780 code for a protein of 259 amino acids. Gene Ontology annotation, molecular function: protein binding. The transcript is spliced from 2 exons.
AUGGAUGCCUCUUCCUACUUCAACUUCGCCGACAGCGACAUAGUCUUGCGAACAUCCUCACCCGAAACAGUAGACUUCGCUGUUCAUCGAUGUAUCCUAUCGUCAGCAUCUCCUUUCUUCGAGGAGAUGUUCACUUUGCCGCAAGGCAGCUCCACAGAUGCCCAUUAUCCUAUAAUCGACGUCUCGGAGACACCCACCACCCUUGACACCCUCUUGCGCCUCGUCUACCCAGUACCCGAUCCCACCAUCGACGAUCUUGACAAUUUGACGAGCGUGUUGACUGCCGCCACCAAGUACGAACUGAGCAGUGUGGUCGAGAACUUGCGGAAGCUGCUCAUUGCUCCUCGAUUCGUCGAGAAGUACCCCACUCGAGUGUAUGCCAUUGCAUCGAGAUUCGAGCUGGAAGAAGAAGUAAAGGUGGCCUCACGAUACACGCUGUCCGUGAACAUCCUGGACUGCCCUCUUCAUGACGAUCUGAAACACAUCACGGCAUACGCAUACCAUCAACUGCUCAAUCUUCAUCAUCAGCGUGCACAGGCCGCUCAGGCACUGCUCCAAUGCUCCGAAGACGUGAAGUGCAUGCAAUGCAACGGCACGCGAUACGGCUGCAGCUUCGGUCCACCGCGUUGGUGGCGCGACUUCGAGGAGCGGGCUAAAGAGGAGCUGCGAAUGCGGCCGACGACCGACGUGAUCUUCUCGAUGGCAUUCCUCGCCAAGUCGGCGCAGGCGGGCUGCGAGAGGUGUGCUGGAAGUCCGCGAGUCAUGGGCAGAGAUAAGUAG